This is a messenger RNA of Haemonchus placei, 1299 nucleotides long. The record is from the annotation of a GenBank genome assembly. Lineage: Eukaryota; Metazoa; Nematoda; Chromadorea; Rhabditida; Trichostrongylidae.
AUGGGAAGAAGAAUGGAAAGUAAAGAUUUUGUUAAGACCCCGGGAAAAACGUGUCCUGGUCGUGCAGGUUCGACAAAUGCAACAGAGCAAGCGGAGAAUAUGAUAAACACACUUACCAUCGGUGCGAGAACGGAUCCUAGCCUAGCGCCGACAUUACAAACAGCUCGAGCCAUAUUCCUGACUACAGUAGGAAACAGUUCUGCCGAGUAAAGAUGAUUAAUCUUCCAAGCAGGAUCUAGUGCUGCCGAGACGAUCAAGGAAAAUGCAACCAACGACCAGUGACCAGCAGAAACUCCAUACGACUGACUUAUAACCGUUAACCAUGCACAAAGGCAGGCUACACCAACAGAGAUAGACACAAUAGGACGUCGACCAACAAGAGGCGAUACAGCAAACGGUAUCAAACCUUGAACACAUUAGCUGUGAAUGCUUCGACAGAACCAGAACGAUUCCCACUUACCCAUAACAAACUUUGAAAAACCCAUAAUAGCCAUAUUCACAUAGCGAUUUCCUGGUAAGGCAUCGGCAUUGAAAUAAAAUCCAAAUGAUACCACUGAAGAGGAGACGAAACAGUAACAAAGAGCAAAAAGUGGAAUGUACACCGAAGAGUGACUGAAAAGAUCCGCAUAUGUAUACUUUCUUGAUAGCACUUUCGCGCUCGCUGAAGAUAUAGCUGGUUCUGAGAAACCUAGUAUUUCCCACCACUGCCAAUCUGAACCAACGAUUCACUCGACUGACACUAGAAGGGAAAACGGCUUCAACAAACCUUUUAUUGAAUCCGCGACUUCAGGGUCACUAGACACCACUCGAAUUGCCACCGAAUGAGCCUCUGUAUUGCGAUGUACACUAGCUAACCAACGGCAGCUUUCAACAACCCAGAUUUGAAAAGCCAUAAAUGCCACCAAAGCCAUUGCUGAUGUGAGAAGAUGGAAAAGAAACCAGUGCCUAGUAAAUCGAGCAAGCAAGGCAACGAAAAUCAUUGAGAAACUCCAUCCGUUAAGUGAAACUCCUAGAAGUCGUGAGCCAGGAUGAUCGAGACUUUCCACAAGUAAGACGAGAUUGGUCACCAUAUAUCCACCACAUCCUGCACCGAGUGUAAACAUGAAUGCAGCUGACAUUACCCACGAUACGGUAGCGACAAUUGAAAAAACACCAUUAAUAAUGCAGACGAGUAACAGACAACCUUUCAAUACCGGCAGUCUUCCAUAUGUAUCCGCAAGCCAUCCAGCCGUGAAAGAGCCCGUCAGUGCUCCAGCCAUUAGACUUGUGGACAUGAAAGCUGUCAAUGCUGAUUGCUGA